AGAAGUUUUCCUCAGGACCAAGGCACCAAGGCAGAAUGGCGCGAGGCUGGGGGCGAAUCCUGGGAGUAUCCCGUGACACCAUGUCGCCGUUAGUCGCAGUUAGUCGCAGUAGUUUUUGCCCAGCUCAUCUGGGCCAAUAUGCCAGCGUGGAAAACGAAUAACGAAAAUUUGUCUUUAUGUCAUCUAAAGACGCAACAAGUAGCCAAUCACUAUUCGUCGCAGUUUCGCAGUUUCGCACAAUGGUGCAAAGAUGCUAAGAAACCAGCCAACGAGCGUGUCUCAAAAGAUUCAACCAUUAUCCACUUUAUAUGCAGCCGCCAGUCAAUGCCCAACCAAGGGAUGUGGACACUUUCGCUCUUCCAACGGGGGAAAUGAGGCGACCCCACAGGGAUGAUUGAUGAGUCGUCGUUGAAAGAAGCUCAUCAUUCAGGGUCGACGUCGAAGGGGUCGAUCAUCAAGCGCGCUGAUAAGGACUUGUGGUGUUUGAGCCGCAAUGUCUGGCCGAUAGGAUAGGGCAGGUGGUGCUGGGCGUGCGCGCACGGCGCUGGGCGCUCUCAUUGAGUUUUGUAGGGAUCCUAAGAAACAGACCCAGGCAAAAGCCGCAAAGCACCAUGGGCCAUGGCACCCCAAGC
Colletotrichum phormii is the source of this 632-nucleotide messenger RNA. RefSeq lists its product as uncharacterized. The record is from RefSeq and is a predicted model, not a curated record. Lineage: Eukaryota; Fungi; Ascomycota; Sordariomycetes; Glomerellales; Glomerellaceae. The transcript is spliced from 2 exons. The coding region runs from base 139 to 375 and encodes 78 amino acids.